UGCAUAUAUUUAAGUCAACGGGAUCAUCUGUUACGUGUUGGUUGGUAAUAUAGAAAGAGUCUCUUUGUUGGUUAAUUUUUCCUCUUCCUCCUUAUCUAAAAAGCUAUGAGAUCUUGAUCAUACUAUUCUUAUUUUUCCUUACCAAUCUUGUUGCUACUGCAAUAUACUUCUUGGCUUUUUUGGGUACAAAAUAUUUCUACAGAAACUCCAAAGAAACAAAACAAUGGCUUCUUCUUCUUCUUCUUUAACUCUGUUGGCUCCUCCAUCUUCUCUGCCUCGCAAUUGGAUACAUCACGUCUUCCCAAGCUUCCACGGGGCAGAUGUCCGCACAAACUUUCUCAGCCACGUUCUCAAGGAGCUCAAAAGCAAAGCAAUCGACGUAUUCAUUGACAAUGACAUAGAGAGGAGUAAGCUGAUCGGCCCUGCGCUCGUAGAAGCUAUAAGAGGAUCGAGGAUUGCUAUUGUCUUGCUCUCGAAGAACUAUGCUUCAUCCACAUGGUGCUUGAACGAGCUGGUGGAGAUCAUGAAAUGCAGAGAAGAGUUUGGUGAAACAGUGAUUCCCCUUUUCUAUGAAGUUGAUCCAACUGAUGUAAAGAAGCAGACUGGUGAUUUUGGGACGGUCUUUUUAAAAACUUGUGAAGAAAAAACAGAGGAGGAGAUUCAAAGGUGGAAACAUGCUUUAUCGGAAGUGGCUCAACUCGCAGGUUACCAUUCAACAAACUGGAAGAAUGAAGCAGAGAUGAUUGAAGCUAUUGCGACUAAAGUUUCAAACAAGUUGAACCUUUCUGCACCAUCCAAUGAUUCCGACAACAUAGUUGGGAUGGAAUCUAAUAUGACAGAAAUUAGACGAUUGUUACAGCUAGGUUCGGAUGAAUCGGUGAGGAAAAUAGGGAUCUUGGGUCAGUCUGGGAUUGGUAAGACCACCAUCGCUAGAUAUAUAUUCAACCAAUGCUCCCAAGAUUUCCAAACAAGUGCCUUUAUAGGUAAUAUCAGAAGAAACUAUGCCAUGCCAGCUUAUUCCGACAAGCACAGUGUGAAGUUGUAUUUAGAGGAGAAGUUUAUGUCUCAAGUAACCAAUGAGAAGGAUAUCAAGGUUCCACAUUUGGGAGUAGCCAAAGACAGGUUGAAAGGCAAGAAAGUUCUUCUUGUCCUUGAUGAUGUGGAUCAUUCAAUACAAGUGGAAACCAUGGCAAACGAAACUUGUGUUGGUCCUGGGAGUUUGAUUAUUAUCACCACACAAGAUCAAGGGGUCUUAAAAGCAAGUGGGAUCGACCAUAUACACAAGAUGGAUUUACCAUCAUACGAUGAAGCUCUUCAAAUCUUCUGCAUCAAUGCUUUUGGUCAGAAAUACCCAAAGGAUGGAUUCGAGGAGCUUGCUUGGAACAUUAGGGAUCUUGUAGGUAGACUUCCAUUGGGGUUAGAGGUUAUGGGAUCCUAUUUUCGGGGAAUGUCUGAGCAAGAAUGGACAGAGGCACUACCAAACUUAAGGGCUCACCUUGAUCGUAAUGGAGAAAUUGCGAACAUAUUAAAGUUUAGUUAUGAUGCCUUAUGUGAUAAAGAUAAAAGAUUAUUUCUCCAUAUAGCCUGCUUUUUCGAUGGUGAAGUAGUUGAUGUAGUGGAAGCCUGUAUAAAAAAAUCCUUUUUGGAUGUGACACAAGGGCUUCGCGUCUUAUUUCAAAAAUCUCUCAUAAAUACUGAAUUCGGAAAGAUGCGUAUGCCUAAGUUGCUAAUCCAACUGGGAAGAGAAAUUGUGCGACAAGAAUAUCCAACUAAACCUCGAAAACGGCAGUUUUUGAAUGAUGCAAAGGAUAUUGAAGACGUACUUGGUGAUGAUAACGCUGGUAAUAACAGUGUCAUAGGAAUAGAUUUCGAUCACAAUCAGGAAAUAACAUGUCAAAGAGCCUUUGAAAGAUUUUCUAAUCUUCAAUUCUUAACUAUCGAUGGCAAAGGCAUUAAUCCACGAAGUAUGAACUACAUGUCCCGAAACCUAAAACUAAAAGUACUAAAUUGGUCAUUUUUCCAGAUCCCAUGUUUUCCUUCAAGUUUUAAUCCAGAGUUCCUAGUCAAGCUAGACAUGAGUUUUAGCUGUCUUACAAAAUUGUGGAAAGGAAAUAAACCGCUCAACAACCUACAGCUGAUGCAUUUGCAUUAUUCAGAGAGAUUGAAAGAGCUUCCUGAUCUCUCAACUGCCACUAAUCUUCAUGACUUGGAUCUCAGUCGGUGCUCAAGUCUGAUGGAGCUCCCUUCCUCUAUUGGGAAUGCAAUCAAUCUCAGAUUUUUAGAUCUCAGUCAUUGUUCAAGCUUGGUGAAACUCCCUUUCUCUCUUGGGAAUGCAAUCAAUCUCCAGAAAUUGAUUCUCGUUGAUUGUCCAAGUCUGGUGAAACUCCAUUCCUCUAUUGGGAAUGCAAUCAAUCUCGAAAAGCUGGAUCUCGAUGAUUGUUCAAGCCUGGUGGAGCUCCCUUCCUCUAUUGGGAAUGCAAUUAAUCUUGAAGAACUGGAUCUCAGAAAUUGUUCAAGUCUGGUGAAACUCCCUGCCUCUAUGAGAAAUCUUGGUAGAUUGUGGUAUUUGCGAUUAUACAGAUGCUCAAAGUUAGAGGUUAAUCUGGCCAACAUCAACUUGGAAUCUCUACAAGAACUCAAUCUCAAAGGUUGUUUUUCGUUGAAAAGUUAUCCUGAGAGUUCCACAGACAUUCAAGAGCUUGAUUCAUGGAGAGGGAGAAUAGGUCGAAUUGUACUAAGCGGAAUGAAGAAGCCGCUAUCACUCCUACCGCUUCUAGUAGGAGAACAUGUAUCAGAUUCGCUUUUGUUGAAAAGUGAUCAUGAGAGUUCCACAGACAUUCAAGAGCUAGUAGAUCCAUGGAUAGGGAGAAUAUCUCGUCUAGAGUGUCUUAAACUAAAUGAGAUGAAGAAGCUGGUAUCUCUCCCUCCGCUUCCUGAUUCGCUACUGAAACUAAAUGCAGAAAAUUGUGAGUCACUGGAGAGACUAGAUUGCUCCUUUGGCAACCCAGAUAUUAGUCUCAACUUCGCAAACUGCUACAAACUAAAUAAAGAAGCAAGAGAUCUCAUCAUCCACACUCAGACAAAUCAAUAUGCGGUGUUUCCCGCUGAAGAAGUGCCUCUGUGCUUCACUCACCGAUCUCCUGGCAGUUCCAUAACCGUGAAGUUGAAUCAAAAGCCAGUUGGAAAAUCAGCCAAAUUUAAGGCUUGCAUUUCCUUAUGUGCUUCUGCUGAUGAGGGGGAAGAGGAGUCUGGAAAAAUACGAUAUUGGGGAUCUAUCUGUUGUAGCAUCACGUCGGGAGGGAAUUCUCUCACUUACUGUAAAAAACAAGUAGAAGGAGUUUUGCCGGGGAAUCUGUGCACAUUCGAGGUUGAGGUUGAAACAGAGGAUAUCACUUCCACCGAGCUUCUUUUUGAUUUCGAGCUCCUCUAUUCGGCUUCCACAAAAUGGAAGAUAAAAGAAUGCGGGAUACUCCCACUCAUAGAGGUCCCUUUACUGAGAUUCAGAGAUGUCCAUGCAGAUUUUCGUGAAGAUGAUGGUGUCAAGAGACAACGUCUUUUCUGAUUCUGUCUCACUUUUGAUUCCCUAAAUAAAUGUUUACUUCUACUCCUGUAACUUCUUUUAUUUUAGUUAUCUUUGGGAUACUUCUUGAGUAUGUAAUAGAUAGCAAAACCCUCAAGUAAGGUAAAAGAAUGCGGGAUAUUGCAACUCAUGGAGUUCCCUUUAUUGAGCUUCACAGAUUACGAUGGAUUAUGAUUGUGAACCUUCACACAUUGAGAGCUCUGGAGAUUGGUGAUGAAGAUUAUAAGAAUUCUGAGCAGCGGAGAUAGCAAUGAAGAUUAUGGAACUGCUGACAAUGAGAGCUUUGUUUGUAUUUGUUAUGUGACUACAAAAAGUUUCACUAUACUUUGUGUGAGCAAAAGAAUAAUUGAAUAUGAAUUAUGAUUUAUAA
Molecule: messenger RNA, 3950 nt
Organism: Raphanus sativus (radish)
Lineage: Eukaryota; Viridiplantae; Streptophyta; Magnoliopsida; Brassicales; Brassicaceae
Product: probable disease resistance protein RPP1
Exons: 4
Coding region: 224-3562 (1112 amino acids)
Biological process (GO): signal transduction; defense response
Molecular function (GO): ATP hydrolysis activity; ADP binding
Source: RefSeq, a predicted model, not a curated record